CGGUGUGGGUCUCAGCUCCUGUACAGUAACAUGGCGGGCUGAUGUAAGCUUUAAUGUGACUUUAGAAACCUGGAUCUCUGGACCCUGUCCCCGUGGUGUUUAUAUCUCCCCUCUGGAGCCAGAAUAAGGAUUUCAUCUAUGGCUGGGACAUGUUCGAUCCCCCCCGGUAACCGUCCACAGAGCCCGUUCCGGUAGCAGAGCCUGGGAUUCGAUCCUUCGUGGUCCGGGUCUAGCUUCUUCCCCGGGUUCGGUACGAGGCGAUCCAGCCUCCGCCACCGAGGAGGAAGCCUCAAGUCCUCGCGGGUGAGAAGAAACUCGCCCCACACAUAAGGAAGCAUCUGACAAGACAACCCCAGCACCAGACACCCUAUGGAUCCCAGUGACUCUGGACAAGUGAGAAGAAACUCGCCCCACACAUGAGGAAGCAUCUGACAAGACGACCCCAGCACCAGACACCCUAUGGAUCCCAGUGACUCUGGACAAGGGCAAGAGAAGCCAUCAGAGCAGAUUCCUGAUUUAACACCCAGCUCCACGGGACGGCUGCGGAAGAGGAAUCCCAAAUAUUUAGAUUUUGAAACUGAAGACACGUCUGAUGUGCCGAAAAAACCACAGAGAAGGAGCUCAGGAAGAGUAGCAGCUGCUAAGAGGACUCCUGCAAAGAGAGCGAAAGCUAACAAUGACGCACAGGAGACAGCAGACGGGGAACACGAAGCAAACGACAAAACACCUGAAGAGUCUGCAGGAAUCACUCCACGGAAAACUCCUAAAAAGGCAGGAAGAGGCAGAAAGGCUAAAAGGACGCCUGUGAAAAGAACUCCAGCUAAGAAAGCUCCCGCUCCUGCUCCUGAUGGAGGCCUCCAGGCGGAGGACGGUGGAGUCGUGGCUGCUGUGCAGCAGGAGAACGGGACUCCAAAGCCAAAGAGGAAAUACGUGAAGAAGCAGAAAGUUGAGGCUGUCGUAGAACCACCGCCGCCGUGUGAGGAGAAGGAGGAGCCUGAGGAGGAGAUCCAGCCCGGGGGUCGACGCAGGAGAGGUGCUGCUAAAGCGGCUUUGAAGUAUCUGCACAUCUUGGCUCAGGAGGUGCUCCGACAUCCCGAGGAUGAGGUCGCUCCUCCGUCAGGAAGAAACAAUGAUGACGCCAAAACAGAGUCACAAACAGGCGGAGCACAGAAGGGUGUGAAAGGAAACAAAGGGCGCAGAGGUCAGAAGAGGAAACGUCUGGACAGCGAGCCUUCGGACGGGGAAGAAUUUGUCCCAGAUGCUAAAGACAUGGACGAGGAGGAGGAGGAGGAGGAGGGGGAGGAUGAAGAUGAAGAGUAUGAAGAAGAGGCUGAGGACUCGGACGCAGAGUUGUGGAUGGAUGGACGACGUCCUGCAACUACUCCUGUCAAGAGACCCUACUCCUGCAAUAGCACCAAAGCUCCCAACGGGCUCCUCACCAACAUGAUGACUCCUGUGUGGAGGUCUGCCGAGACCACCAAGAAAUUCCGGGAGGAGCACCACAGCAGCUGGGUGUUCCCAGAGUGGAUACCCUCUGACAGCCACUGGCACCCAGUACCAGAAAGGGAUAUGGAGAAGUAUCUUCCUCGUGAGCUCCAGUCAGCUGCUUUCAAAGUGUCCAGAGAAGGCCUCAGGCAGGAGGAGUCGCCUCUGCAGAGACUCAGCAGGUUCUCCGCACUACCCGCUCACCCGGACCGCUGGGACAUGUUCCUGUUUGCAGGGGGGCCGGUGUGGGCCUUGGAGUGGUGUCCCACACCUGACGGGGCUCCGGCAUCUCAGUACAUCGCUGUCUCCUGCCACCGAGGGAUGGAUGAGAAGCACUGCUUCAGCGAGACCUACACCGGACAUGGGCUCGUGCAGCUGUGGGGCGUCGGCACGCUGGAGCUCAGCAGCAGACCAGACAUCACACCGGCCUUGUCGUACGGCCUGGCCCAGGACAAAGGCUUCAUCUGGCAGCUGAAGUGGUGUCCUUCAGGCUGCUGGGAGCCUCCAGACUGUGGCAGAAAGGCUCCUCUCCUGCCCCGGCUGGGUCUCCUGGCAGUAGCAGCCUCCACCAGCGUGGUCACCAUCUACAGUCUGCCCCACCCUGAAGCUCUGCGCUCCAACAGGAAGCCAGCCAACUCUGGAAAAGACGACCAACAGUUGCAGAUAUUCCAGGCAGAGGCAGUGCUAACUCUGAAGCUGGGCUCCUUCAAAGACCCUCGCCAUGAGAGGAGCGGACAGGUCCUGUCUAUGGAUUGGCUGCCUGAGAAACCACACAAUAUAAUGGUUAUUGGAUUCUAUGAUGGUGUGGUAGGUCUGUGGGAUUUGUCCACCAAGACCGGGUUGCUGCGAGUGCGAGAGCCUGACGCGUCACUCAGCUUGCUUCCUUAUCGAUGCUUCCUGGCUCACGACAACGCAGUCCGAGCUCUGGGGUUCUGCCCGGCCUCCAGGAACUUGUUGGUGACGGCAGGAGAGGACCGGUACGUGAAGACCUGGGAUCUGAGGAGGCUUGACGAUCCAAUCACGGUUCAGAAACGUCACCUGAGCAACGAAGUCUGCUGGCCGCUGAACGCACCCGGCAUCCUGUGGGCUCAGGACAACGCCUACGCAGCGAGUGGCUCACACGGCGUUCAUUACUCUGACCACAACAUGCGCACCGUGUUUGCAAUUCCAAGGACGGGCACUCUGUGGUCCAUAUCCUACUCUGAUUGGUUGAACACUCUGGUGACAGCAGACAGCCUUGGUGAGGUGAUACUCGCCCUGUUACCGCACAUAUACCACUCCCCACAGUACCUCAAACGCACCAAAGACCGACGAUUCCCCGUCUACCUCACAUCCAUGGUGCCUUAUGAUACAGCUACAGAAGCAAAUCCAGAGACGGGAGGAGUGGAAGAUGAGGAGGGGGAGGAGGAAGGAGGAGAGACAGAAGGGCUGAACGGAUCUGAAGGAGGAAACGGGAACAGUAAUGAAAACAGAGGAGGAAGAGGGAGAGCCAGGAGGAAUAAAAACCCCUCUCUGUGUGUCCGUAAAUACAAAGAAGCUGCAAAGAAGUACUUCCUCCACCUCACGGACAACAACAUGCUGACAUUCACAGGAAGCGAGAAGCGAGCCGUGUGGAAACGCAUGAGUGACACUGAGCAGAAGGCGAAGCUGAACCUGGAUGAGAUGACACUGGGUGCACUACACAAGGUCCGUUUUAACCCUAACAUGCUCUGCCACACCUGGCUGGUCUCUGCGGGGCAGACCGGUGUGGUCAGACUGAACUGUCUGAGGAGCAUGCUCAGCUCUGAAACCAAGAAGAUGAUGAGUCGGAGUAAAGCCAAGUUCAGCACUCUGAACUCUGCUGCAGACCAGAGAGAGGCCGUCCAGUCUGAGACCGAGGAGCUCUAGCAGGAGACGGGGGUCCGCUCAGAGUCAGAGGGCGGAGUGUAGAUCAUGUUUGCUGUUAUCAUUAGGUCUCAUGUUUCAAAUCAAUGAAGACAAAGACAAAUGACCCACCAUGUUAUCUGCAAAUCAGGAUCAGAGACAGUUCUGGGACACAGUAACUCUUUCAUGAACUCUGAUGAACUCUGAUGAACUCUGAUGAACUCUGAUGAACUCUGAUGUAGCUUGAGUUUCUGCCUGAAAGUCCUCGGAGUAAAAGGAAAGAAACAACAUGUGUCCAUAAACGCAGCCAGACACGACCAAACUGAACUGAUCACCACCUCACUUCACAAAUAUCUGAAGACAUAUUUUUUCUAUAUUUUUCCACAAAGUGUCAUCAGAGCUGUAAAUGAUGAGUUUUUAUUUUUGCAUCCAAGACGUUUGAGCGGCUAGCAGUGAAGUGCCUUAGUUCAAAUGUGUGACAGUUUCCACCUCUCGCUUUUUUAAUCCAGAGUUAAGGUUUAAGUUCCUUCAGUGUCUCUUAGUUUAAAUAAGGGGAUUAAACCAGUGAAAAAAAAGAUUUAACAUUUUUUAAAUUCUGACUUUUUUCAACUAAAUUCUCAGAUUACAAAGAUUUAAGUUAUUACUUUCAUUAAAUUCUGAGAAAAAAUUAACUUGAACGCCUGAUAUUGAAGUCAGAAUUCCAAAUUAAAUCAUACAAUUCUGAGACAGGAGUCAGCAUUCCAGAAUUAAAAUCAGAAUCCUGAAAGAAAAAGUCAGUAUUCUGGAAUUAAGCUCAGAAUUCUAGAGGGGGGAAAGGCAGAAUUUUGAGUUUAAUCAUAGAAUUUUGGGAGUAGUAAUUUUGGAAUUAAAUUUACAAUUCCGGGGUCUAAAUUCAGAAUUCCGGAAUUAAACUCAGGAUUCUGGAAUUAAUAUCAGAAUUCUGGAAUUAAACUCAGUAUUCUGGGGAAAAAAAAGUCAGAAUUUUUAAUUUUAAUCAUGGAAUUCUAAAACAGGAGUAGGAAUUUUGGAAUUAAUCUCAGAAUUCUGGGGGGGGGGGGAAUGUCAGAAUUCUGGAAAUAAUAUCAUAAUUCUGGAAUGAAACUCAGUAUUCUGGAAUUAAACUCAGAAUUUCGGAAUUACACUCAGAAUUCUGGAAUUAAACUCAGAAUUCUGGAAUGAAACUCAGAAUUCUCAAAUCAAUAUCAGAAUUCUGGAAUGAAACUCAGAAUUCUGGAAUGAAACUAAGUAUUCUGGAAUUAAUAUCAGUAUUCUGGAAUGAAACUCAGAAUUCUGGAAUUAAACUCAGAAUUCUCGAAUCAAUAUCAGAAUUCUGGAACUAAACUCAGGAUUCUGGAAUGAAACUCAAAAUUCUGGAAUCAAACUCAGUAUUCUGGAAUUAAUAUCAGAAUUCUGGAAUUAUACUCAAAAUUCUGGAAUUAAACUCAGAAUUGUCAGGGGAAAAAGGCAGAAUUUUGAGUUUAAUCAUAGAGUCCUGAGACAGAAGUAGAAAUUCCAAAAUUAAUCUUAGAAUUCUGAAGUAAAAAGGCAGAAUUCCGGAAUUAAAUUCAGAAUUCUGGAAUUAAACUUUUCCGGGAAAAAGUCUGAAUUUUGAGUUCAAUCUCAAUUUUCUGCGAUUAAAUUUAGAAUUUUUAUUAAAAAGUAAGACAACAAAAAAAUAUUUUUUAGUGGCCUUUAUUCCACUUAAGUAUAAUUUUGACCACAAGUAAAUAUAGCAGCAUUCAAAGGUAAUAAAAUCAAACCUGAUGAUAAAUAAUAACUGAAACUCUCGUUCAGUCGACCUGUGGUGGUUAAAGUUGUUCACAGCGGUGUAGACGUGUUCUUCAGGGUGCGUCAGCUCGCUGUGACAUCAUCACUGGGCGUGGUUAAAGGUGCAAUCCGGUGUUUUGUUUUUCUAAAGAGAACACUGCUUUAAAAAUACUAAAAAUAAACCUUAAAUAUUUUCAUUUAAACCAGAAUAAUGAGACACAGACAUCACUUCUUCCUUCAAUUCAAACAUAAGCCUCCAACAGGAAGUCAGUGAAGUAUUAAAAUGAGAGAAACUGAGGUGACUUAAAUCCUGGAUUCUUUCUUUUGACAUUUAUUAGAGACUGUUGAAUUAAUUCAGUGAGAAACUCCUCCACGGCUCACAUGAUGGUGUCGUUCUUCAGGCUCGUUGGUGAUCAGAAACAAAGUCUCACUUGUCGUCCAUACUUUACCGCUCGACUCUUAAAGAUCCCUUCACGUCUCCGCGCUCUGUUAAAGUUUGAAACCUGCUCCGUUCAGAUAUUCAACAUGUGAGCAGAGAGCUGAAAACACGGAGCGAAUCUUUGAGAUCCUUUCAGCUGCUGAACUUUUCUCUGUGCUCUUGUAUCAUGUCAAACGACUCAGGAUGUCACUGAGGGGAAAUACUUGAAUUUUUUAUUGUAAAUGCAGAAUGUAAGAUUUAUUAAGGAGAGAUUUUAAGACUUCAUUGUUCCUUUCUUUCUCAGUCGACUCCCGGUUAUUCUGAUGAUUCAAAGUUUCGGUGUUUUAUUUUUCUACUUCAUUUUCAGCGUCGACAAAACAAACAGAAAUAUUUUUACAGCUUCGUCUGAAAUGUCUUUCUUUUAAUUUAUUUUAGGGGUUUUUAAAAGUUGUUUUUUUAUAUAUAUAUAUAUAUGUACAAAUCUCCUGACAGUGUCACCUUUACUGUAACACGUCAUUUUCAUUAAAGUCAUAGAUAAUUUAAGCAUCACGAUGUACAGCACAUGCUCUGUUAUGUUCUGCUCUUUUGCUAUUUUUGAAAUGUUAAAUGUAAUAAAUGCUUUUGUAAUAAAACCUCAUUUAAAUAAAUGUUGAUUAAAUAUCA
Messenger RNA from Notolabrus celidotus (New Zealand spotty), 6196 nucleotides. It is a transcript of the gene gtf3c2, whose product is annotated as general transcription factor IIIC, polypeptide 2, beta. Gene Ontology annotation, biological process: transcription by RNA polymerase III. Bases 460 to 3372 code for a protein of 970 amino acids. The record is from RefSeq and is a predicted model, not a curated record. Lineage: Eukaryota; Metazoa; Chordata; Actinopteri; Labriformes; Labridae. The transcript is spliced from 22 exons. Gene Ontology annotation, molecular function: protein binding. Gene Ontology annotation, cellular component: transcription factor TFIIIC complex.